Messenger RNA from Nerophis lumbriciformis (worm pipefish), 855 nucleotides. The record is from RefSeq and is a predicted model, not a curated record. Lineage: Eukaryota; Metazoa; Chordata; Actinopteri; Syngnathiformes; Syngnathidae.
AUGGCGACUGACUCGACCCUUCUCAACUCUGAGAUGGAGUUACAGCAGCAAGAAGACCUCUAUCAGCAGCUGUUAUCACAGACAAUAGGAAAUAUGCAGACCGCAAAUCCAGAUACCAAAGUUAUUCGGCCGCAACCCGGAAUAUGUGUGAAGACAACAUCAGAGCCCAGCAAGGAGAAGGUCUUUGUCAACAUCUGUCAGUCAAACUUACUUCCCGCUCCACCGGAGCUCUCCAGAGAAAAACUUUUGGACUUGCUCCAAUCAGAAGAUCCCAGUGGCUACAGAGUUCCCAUGAGCCUCGGGGAGCCACACACUGAAGUGGACAACAACUCUCAGGGGUGUACAGCGUAUGACGUGGUAAUCAAUCAGGACUUUUUCCAGAAGUGUCAGAAGGAACCAUUGUUCCAACAAUUUGUUAUCAUGGUGUCUUUGGAAGGUCUAGAGAACAAAUACAACAUUGAGCUUAGUAGAGAAUGGAAGGUACUGAAGAACAGAAAGUUCUUGGGGUCAGUCAGCGAGCAGAACAUUCGCACAAAAAGCAAGCCAGUUAUUCAAGAGCUGCAACCGCCGGAGACCUCCCCUUCAGAGGCAAGAAGACCAGAAUUCACCUUGUUUGUGGAGCCACCCUCUGGUGUCCCUGAGCACCUGAUUGCAGAAAUAAAGUUGCCUGGUGUGGUUUCAUCGCGGUCGCUGGUGCUCGACAUUGGUGAGGACCGCCUUGUGUUGACAGCCCGUCCCUCACUCUACUAUCUUGACAUCUUCCAUCCCUUUCUUGUGGACCAGGAUCUGAGUGUGGCGCAAUACAACAGCAGCACUCAGAUCCUCACAAUAACCUUGCCUGUGGUGUCAUCUUGA